Messenger RNA from Cinclus cinclus, 3108 nucleotides. It is a transcript of the gene PARN, whose product is annotated as poly(A)-specific ribonuclease. Gene Ontology annotation, biological process: nuclear-transcribed mRNA poly(A) tail shortening. Gene Ontology annotation, molecular function: RNA binding; metal ion binding; poly(A)-specific ribonuclease activity. The record is from RefSeq and is a predicted model, not a curated record. Lineage: Eukaryota; Metazoa; Chordata; Aves; Passeriformes; Cinclidae. Bases 483 to 2216 code for a protein of 577 amino acids. The transcript is spliced from 23 exons. Gene Ontology annotation, cellular component: nucleus; cytoplasm.
CUGAGCGGGGAGUUGCGGCCCCGAGGCUGAGGGGGCGGCGGGCAGGUCCCGGCCGCCCCUGCCCGCCCGAGGGGCGCCGGGCUGCCGGAGGAUGCGGUUCGUAGUCUCAAGUGUGUUUUAACCCUUUACCCACAGAUUUUAAGGAUAACCUAAACAAAGUGUACGAAGCCAUUGAAGAGUCGGACUUCCUGGCCAUCGAUGGAGAGUUUUCAGGUAGAGUUGCACCUAUUUUGUGAUUGUGACCUGUUGGCAGUGUCUGAGGGGGGGUGGUUUGGCGUCGGUGCCCGAGUUCGCUUCUGUGAUGUGUCUUAGGGCUGGCUUGAAAAAGCUGAAGCUGAGGCUACCACAAAUGAUCAACCAGUUGUUACACGUGCGAUAGCAAGGCUUUGGUCCGAGGAAUCAGUGAUGGGCCUUCAGUUAGUGCAUUAACAAAUGGCUUUGACACUCCAGAAGAAAGGUAUCAGAAACUUAAAAAGCAUUCCAUGGAUUUUUUGCUCUUUCAGUUUGGCCUUUGCACUUUUAAAUAUGAUGACACAGAAGAAAAGUAUAUAAUGAAGUCAUUUAACUUCUAUAUUUUUCCAAAACCCUUUAACAGAAAUUCACCAGAUGUCAAGUUUGUCUGUCAGAGUUCAAGUAUAGAUUUUUUAGCAAACCAAGGAUUUGAUUUUAAUAAAGUUUUUCGCAAUGGAAUUCCAUAUUUAAAUCAGGAAGAAGAGAGACAGCUAAGGGAACAGUAUGAUGAAAAACGUUCUCAAGCCAACGGUGCAGGAUCUCUGUCAUACAUUUCUCCUAAUUCCACAAAGUGCCCUGUAACAAUUCCUGAAGAUCAGAAAAAAUUUGUUGAGAAAGUAGUGGAACAAAUAGAAGAUUUAUUAAAGAAUGAAGAAAGUGAAAGUUUGGAACUGGAGCCAUGUACAGGAUUUCAGAGGAAAUUAAUUUAUCAGACCUUGAGCUGGAAAUAUCCAAAAGGUAUCCACGUGGAAACUCUAGAGUCAGAUAAGAAAGAGAGAUAUAUUGUAAUUACUAAGGUAGAUGAAGAGGAACGAAAAAGAAGAGAGCAGCAAAAACAAGCAAAAGAACAGGAAGAAUUGAAUGAUGCUGUAGGAUUUUCCAGAGUUGUUCAUGCCAUUGCUAAUUCUGGCAAGCUUGUUAUUGGGCACAACAUGCUGCUGGAUGUUAUGCACACCAUACAUCAAUUCUAUUGUCCUCUACCUGAUGACCUAAGUGAGUUCAAGGAAGUGACAUCAUGUGUCUUUCCCCGGUUACUGGAUACUAAACUGAUGGCAAGUACACAACCUUUUAAGGAGAUCAUUAAUAAUACAUCACUUGCAGAACUGGAAAAGCGUUUAAAAGAGGUUCCAUUCAGCCCUCCUAAAGUUGAAAGUGCAGAAGGAUUUCCAAGUUAUGAUACAGCAUCUGAACAGCUCCAUGAAGCAGGAUACGAUGCUUACAUUACUGGACUGUGCUUCAUUUCCAUGGCUAAUUUCCUAGGUUCAUUCCUCAGUCCUCCGAAAAACCAUGUGUCUGCUAGAUCAAAACUCAUUGAACCUUUUUUUAACAAGCUAUUUCUUAUGAGAGUAAUGGACAUUCCGUAUCUCAAUUUGGAAGGACCAGACUUGCAGCCCAAACGAGAUCAUGUUCUUCAUGUUACUUUUCCCAAAGAGUGGAAGACUAGUGACCUAUACCAGCUUUUCAGUGCCUUUGGUAACAUUCAGGUUUCAUGGAUUGAUGAUACAUCAGCAUUUGUAUCAUUGAGCCAGCCAGAGCAAGUACAAAUAGCUGUAAACACCAGCCAGUAUGCUGAAAGUUAUAGGAUCCAGACAUAUGCAGAAUAUGUGGAGAAAAAACAUGAAGAAAAACAGGCCAAGAGAAAAUGUACAGAAGAUAGUUGGAAGGAGAUGGAGAGGAAGAGGUUAAAAACCCAGUGCGCACCUUACGUUUCCCAGAGUCGAUACUACUGUGUUAACAGUUUUACAGGUACCAGUACAGUAGGAAAGAGAAGCAUGAGUCCUAUUGAGGAAGAAACUGGUUCUGAUGAUAUGGAAGAGGGAGAAGGCCAAAAUCCAGAAAAUGAUCAGACAGAUUCCUGUGCAGAUUCCCUUCCAGAUGUUAAGAAGAAACCCAAAAAGUUGAAGAAGAUCAAGACAGAAAAAGUUCCAGCAGGAAGCCUCACAACUAGCUCCACUGGAAUUUUUGAGGUCCCUGAAACAUGGUAGGAAACAACUGCCUUAACACGUGGAAUUGAUUGAAAGCAGUUGAGAGAAUACACCUCUUGGAAGCCAUACUUUAUUUAAAUAAAGUGGUGUUAACAAAGCAGUAUCUGUCCUGAACAUCAGUUUAAUUACUUUGAACUGUUUCUUGAACAAUCACUGUCAGUUUUACUCGUGUGUAUAUCGCCUAGUAUAUGACUUGUUGUUGAUCCUGUGAAAUCCUUGUUGUUGUAACUGAUGCUAGGUUUAAGAAGCAAGACUCUAUGUCAUUUGGUCACCUCCUUUGGCAUGCUGGCUAUGAACUGUACAAGAACUGGCAUUCUGUGAUUUUGUGCUAGGCUGUUUCCUUUGCUUGGGGACUUACCACCAUGCUCCUAAUAUUUAUCUGUUUUUUCAGGCAGCAUCAGUAUGCGUCAGCAUUCUGGAAACAGGUAGAACUGCAGUUUCACUUACUGCUUUCUACCUCUUACCUUAUCCAGGAACAUUUUUUAAAUUUCUGUUUCCUACCCCCACACCCAGUGCAGGUGGUAUUCAUCUAAAUAUCAGCCUUACACAUACCUUACCCUUUCAAAAAACUGUAACUUUAAAGUUUCUCAAACAUUCAUUUCCUGGUGGGAGGUAGUUUUCUUUGUUUUCACAUCCGUUGUUUCCACUUUUAAAACCUGACUUUGUAAAAAAUGUUUUUGGUACCUGUGAUAAACCUGCUAACUGCACCAGCCCUUUAUUUGUUUAAAAAAGGAUCUGCAUUGGUAGAUUUCAGAAAAUGUUUGAUAUUUAAAUUUUUGUAUUAUGGAAAUAAAACCAAAAUAUGUAUUUCCAUACCAUGAAAAUUAAAUACAUUUUCUUAGGAACUGGUUUGUUUUUAUUUAUUAGCAUAUGAAAUGGUUUGAGUGAAAGU